Molecule: messenger RNA, 1126 nt
Organism: Camponotus floridanus (Florida carpenter ant)
Lineage: Eukaryota; Metazoa; Arthropoda; Insecta; Hymenoptera; Formicidae
Product: telomere length and silencing protein 1 homolog
Exons: 6
Coding region: 144-1037 (297 amino acids)
Biological process (GO): mRNA splicing, via spliceosome
Cellular component (GO): spliceosomal complex
Source: RefSeq, a predicted model, not a curated record
UCACUUCUGCCAAUUCUUGUUUAGGAACCUGCAGAGUCGGAUUAAUUUGACACGCGCAUAUACAUAUUUAAAGUGAAUGUGCUUAUACGAAAAAUAAAUAACAACACAUAAAUCUCUCAAUGUUAAUUUUGACUUGAGAAAACAUGGAUAACAAUGACGAGGAGUCCCAUAAUAUUCAGUUUAAGAAGAAGAAAAGAAAACCACUGAGGAAACGUGAAGUUCAGUCAGACGACAAUGACAGCGAGGGUGAAAAAGUAUCUGUCAGAGAGAAAGUCGAAGAGAUGAAAAUUAUCCAAAAGCUACGCGAAAGACCAGCAGGAAUCAACGUCGUUGGUUUAGCUCUUGGAGAAAAUGUUGCAUCUGAUGUUAUAACGUCUGAUCCUUUCAAUAUAAAAACUGGUGGAAUGGUAAAUAUGGCUGUGUUAAAAAAUACAAAACACAGGCCAAAUGAUGCAUAUGAAACUGGCAUUGGAACACAAUUUAAUGCAGAGACUAAUAAACGGGAUGAGGAUGAAGAAAUGGUUAAAUAUAUAGAAGAAGAAUUAUCAAAACGGAAAAGUAAAAAUAAUGAUGAUAUGGCAAACAGUACAUAUAAUGAAAAAGGAUCGUAUUGCUCACCUGAAGAAGCAGCAUUACGUGCAGUACCAGGACAUUUAAGACAAAGUUCUGCUAAUCGUAGUGAAGAAAUGCUUUCAAAUCAAAUGCUUUCUGGCAUCCCAGAAGUUGAUCUUGGAAUAGAGGCUAAAAUCCGUAAUAUUGAAGCUACAGAAGAGGCAAAAUUAAAAUUACUUUGGGACAGACAUAGAAAGAAAGAUGGACCGUCGCAGUUUGUUCCUACUAAUAUGGCUGUAAAUUUUGUACAGCACAAUAGAUUUAACAUAGAAGAUUCGGAUUUCCAGAAGUCGCAACAAGAAUCGGACGACAAGAAAAAAAGCUCUAUUAAAGAGGAUAUUCGCGGCAAACGAAAAGAUAAUGGAGAAAAAGCGACAGAUGAUUAUCAUUACGAGAGAUUUAAAAAGCAAUUCAGACGAUUUUGAAUUUAAUUAUUUGAUGAACUAAUUGUAUUUAUAUAUCUUUUAUCGUCGUAAUCUAUACAUCAGCUGUAUUAAAUUAACUUUAAAAAAAA